UUUCCCGCCCCCCCCCCUCCUUAGGGACAGUCGGUGGAGGCCGGGGGCGGGGUGGGCGACAGGUGCAGACAGAAGAACUGCACCCGGGGACAGAGUCUACUGAAACAGAUGUCAGUGCCCACUGCGCGGGUCAUGUUGCACGGUGCCCUCCGGGACGCAGGGGGCGCUGUGGCCACCUUGAGACAGACAACUCGGCGGCCAUCCCAUCACCCUUGCGAACGGGACCCUACACGCCGUUGCAGCCAUGGCCGCUGCCCUUGGGUUUCGCUGCCUGUACCGAGCGCGACCUGCGCCGCUCUGUCGGCGAAUGGAUCAGCUAUGGACGACCCCGCGUCGGGGACACCGGCUGUCUCCGACGGAUGAUGAGUUGUACCAGCGGACACGCAUCUCUCUGCUGCAAAAAGAGAACCCCUUGCCCGUAUACAUCGAUAGCUACAGUAGCAGAGGUUUCACGAUCAACGGAAGCCGGGUGUUUGGUCCAUGCGCGCUGCUCCCACAGACCGUGGUCCAGUGGAAUGUGGGAUCUCAUCAGGACAUCACCGAGGAGAGCUUCUCCCUCUUCUGGAUGUUGGAGCCCAGGAUAGAGAUUGUUGUAGUGGGCACUGGAAACAAGACUGAGAGGCUGCACUCCCAAGUAUUACAGGCCAUGAGGCAGCGGGGCAUCGCUGUGGAGGUGCAGGACACGCCCAAUGCUUGUGCUACGUUCAACUUCCUGUGUCAUGAAGGUCGAGUGACAGGAGCUGCACUCAUUCCUCCUCCUGGAGAGACUACACUCACCUCUUUGGGUCAGGCUGCAAAGUGAACCGUCAAGAGCUGUUAAGGAGGGCCAGUGGCACGCGGCAGAAUUCAGGGAUUCCCAGGGCCUUCCCUGCCUUUUGGCAUCUUCAACACUUGUCUUGCUUACCCGGGAUAAUUCAUACUCCUGUAUACAAAUAUCUGUUGUGUUGUUGGUUAUGGCUGCUGACAGGCUAGGGGUUGAAAGUAAGCGCUAAUCGUUUUCAUUUGGCCUAUGCAGGAGUCCCUGA
Molecule: messenger RNA, 1025 nt
Organism: Acomys russatus (golden spiny mouse)
Lineage: Eukaryota; Metazoa; Chordata; Mammalia; Rodentia; Muridae
Gene: Ndufaf3
Product: NADH:ubiquinone oxidoreductase complex assembly factor 3
Exons: 5
Coding region: 245-802 (185 amino acids)
Biological process (GO): mitochondrial respiratory chain complex I assembly
Cellular component (GO): mitochondrial inner membrane
Source: RefSeq, a predicted model, not a curated record